AUCAGAAAUGAGCAUUGACAAAAGCCAAGUAAAAUUCUGAAUGAAUGAUGCAAAGUAGUUCUGCUCUAAGCAGAGCUCAAAGAGAGCAGAUGUUCAUAAGGAAGUGGUUUUCGUCUUGAAGUAGCCCAGAUGCACUGAAGAGGAAACAGGGUAGCUGAAUUCUCCGGAACACGAUACCGUGAAAUACCUCUCAUGUAUACAAAUCACGUGAAUUACCGCUAGAGAAGUCAGUCAACCACAAGUGUUUUUUAAUGUGUGGGGCACGAAAACAUGUCUAGGGCUUGUGUAGAGUUCGUAAAAUAAAUAAAUAAUAACUAUUGUUAACUCAGUUGAAUAAGUGCAUAAUAACGAAAACUAAACUUUAAAUUACUUUUACCACAAACCUGACAAACCUUCCAGUGAUCAUUUCAUACAACUCGGCUCUUUUCUCCUACUCUGCAGUCACAGCAGCCCCUGCUGGCAUUAAAGAAAUGAAAACUAUCAUCAUUUACGCAUCCUCAAGAUGCUUGCUUACAUGGACAGUAAAAACAAAAACAAAAAUAAAGGUGCACUGCACUUUUAAACAUAAAUGUAAUCAGUGCAAGAGUUGUGACUAGACAUCAUUACUUGUGCAUUCUGAGAUUAUGAACAAACAUACAGUCUACCAAAUUAUGUAAACAAGUAAAUUACAAACUAACUAGUAAUUCCUUAUCCCCAAUUGGAAAAUGUGUGCUCUUUAUUUAAGAUUUGUGUGCUAUGUGAUCAUUUCCUGCCUGUUAUUCACUUAAAUGUGACAUCCUGGAGGGAGGAGCUGAUAAAGCUUCUCGUGAAAUGAAACCUAAAUGAAAGAAAAGAAAGUGUUGGGUGUAGUGGGGAAAGGUAAAGCAGGGUUUGCAGGACAUCUCCAAUAAGAAAGUGGAGUAAAUAUAUUGGGUUUUAAAAGUAAAGCAGCUAUUGCUAUUGCUAUUGCUACGAUUUCUGUUGGAGAUUUUAUCAGUGGAGUGUUUCUACUUGAGAACUGACAUCAUGGCUGAAGCUUUGUCCUGUUUUGAGGAGGAUUUCACAUGCAUCAUCUGUUGUGAGGUCUUCACCGAUCCGGUCACUCUGAAAUGUAGCCACAGUUUGUGUGAGAAAUGUCUCCAGCGUUUCUGGACGACUCAGGACGUGCCGCGGUGUCCAGUCUGUCGGAAGGAAUGCUCUCACGACGAACCCACCAAGAGCCUGGCGUUCAGAGCACUCUGUGAGACCUUCAAGAAGAGGAAACCCUCCGCUGUUUCAGGAGACGUUUGUCCAGAACAUAAAGAGGAACUCAAACUCUUCUGCUUUAAGGACCAGCAGCCCAUCUGUUUGGUCUGUUACACGUCAAAGAAGCAUGAAAAGCACAAGUGUUCUCCUGUCGACGAGGCCGCUGGGAAUUUAAAGAGAGAUCUCAAGACACAAAUGAACAAACUUCAGGAGACCCUUGAUAAACUCAAGAAAGCCCGUGAGAGCUGUGUGAAACAGGCGGAGCUCAGUAAGGAACACACUAGUAUGGACGAAGUCCAGAUCAAGAAGGAAUUUGAGAAGCUCCAUCAGUUUCUUCGAGACGAGGAGGAGAAACACAUCAGAUCCUUGCGUAAAGAAAAGGAAAUUCAAGAUGGGAAACUCAAGGCUAGAAUGAAGGAGCUGUCCAAACAGAUAUCAGAUCUGUCUGAGAGGAUGGCAGCCGUCUGGAAGGACAUGGAAGAAAAAAACAUCACAUUUCUCCAGAAUUACAGCGAUACAUUAAAAAAACUCAAACGGCCAUCAGUACCACACACAACCCCUGAACAAGAAGGAUAUCAGCACCAUCAUUUUCAGACAAUGAUCUUCACCACCUGGGCCAGAAUGCAGAACCUUGUGGAAAAGUCUCCUGUGACUCUGGAUCCAGACACAGCCUCCAGUAAACUACAGGUGUCAGAGGAUCGCACCAGUGUUGAGUACAAAAAAAAGAAAAUACACGUGUCUGAUAACCCAGAGAGGCUGUGUGUGGGAGUGCUGGCGUCGCAGGGCUUCAGCUCAGGUGUGCACUGCUGGGACGUCGAGGUAAGAAACAACAACAACUGGACUCUGGGAGUAGUGGGGGAGAUGGUGGACCGCAAAAGACUUUACAAAAUGGACCCGAAGAGUCGUUUUUGGUGUUUUCGUUAUGUGGAUUAUGAAUACAAGAAAGGAAAUAAAACUAUCAGCCAUAUUAAUAGCAAUGAGAGGCCAAAUGUUAUCCGACUGCAGCUGGACUUUGAAAAAGGAGAGCUGAGAUUCAUCGACCCCUUCAGAAACAGGGUUUUGUGCACCUACACCGGUGGAUUUCCAGAGAAGGUGUUCCCAUAUUUCUGUAGCGGAGAUGUGGACAAGCCACUUAAUGUUUAUGUGGCAAAAAAACGAAACUUAUAAAUAACUUUUUUUUUUGUUACAAAUGUGGAGCGGUGGAAGGCACUCAUUUACUUAAAAACAAAUGUUUGUGACUUGUCAGAGUCAAAUUUUAGCAUUACAGAUGUUACAUCAAAGUAAAUGUUUCCAUGUCUAAGAAAUAUUCAUGAAGCAUGUAGGUGACUUAUCAACAUAUAAUACCAUGCAAAUCAUUUAGCUGAAUAUUAGCCUGAAUAGGUAAGCAAGCUAGAUUUUUUUCAAAAUAGCAGCUGUGGGGCAAAGUGAGCCAAAUGAUGUGGGGUAAAGUGAGCCAGCAUUUUACCUUACCACAUCAUAAAGCACUGAUGUAGAGUUAAAUCAUUAAAGUAUUAACUGGUAUUAUAAUGUGAUGUUACACAACUGAUUUACUUUAUCAAAUAUAUAUAUAUAUAUAUAUAUAUACGUAUUAUUUGUAGUUUUAUUUAAUAGAGAAAGUGUACAUGUGCACCAAAUCCUUCUCUGAUAAGAACCAGAAGGUGCUUUUCACAAAAUUAUAUUCAUAUAAAUAUGCACUUAACAGUUACUACUUAAAGAGUCGCUGUCCGUUUGUCAAGUGCUGAAAUGUCACUUUAAUGACUCUUCAUUGUAGUACACGAGCGUUGACUUAAUUUUGGAUAUAAUAAAUAUAAUACAAUACAAUAUUAUAUUAUAUUAUAGUGUAUAAUAUUAUACUUUACAUAAUAAUAUAUAAUAUAUUAUAUACUUUAUAUAUUUAUAUAUUAUGUUAGGUAAAAAAUGUUAGCCUGAAUGCACUGUAAGUCGCUUUGGAUAAAAGCGUCUGCUAAAUGCAUACAUUUAUUUAAAUUAAUUAAUUUAAAUCCAGUAUAGAGAGAUAUAGAGACAUUAUUUCUGGGUCCAAUACAUAGCUGGUUUUCGUGGACUUAAGCAAGUAAUAAAAAAACAUUUUUCCCCCCAGUCUUUGAAGCAUUUCCAGCAUUACUUCUUUUAUUCUUUUUAUUUUUUCAUUUAAUUUAAAUGUGUAUAUCUAUUUUUUCUGCCUUUUUUAACUAUGUCAUUAUAAAUGAAUAAAGAAAACUAGUCAUAAAGUGUACAAUAUAGCACAAUCAAAUGA
Messenger RNA from Carassius auratus (goldfish), 3478 nucleotides. Its product is annotated as zinc-binding protein A33-like. The transcript is spliced from 6 exons. Gene Ontology annotation, molecular function: zinc ion binding; protein binding. NCBI's taxonomy places the organism in Eukaryota, Metazoa, Chordata, Actinopteri, Cypriniformes, Cyprinidae. Bases 1006 to 2391 code for a protein of 461 amino acids. The record is from RefSeq and is a predicted model, not a curated record.